AUGGUACGUAAGAGCGUAUACGACAUUUAUGCUCCUUGGGAGGAGCGAAAGGAAGAACAUUGGUCGCAUCAAAAGAGGGAUUUGCGCUACCAGACAAUACGGGAGCUCUUGGAUGGCCCACGUCGGCCCGGCCAAAAGUCACGUCCAUCGCAAUCGCGCCGCGACAUCUUGGCCUCUACCACCCUCCUGCGAUCCAGCGUCGCUGUCCUUUGCAAGGAUGAUUUCCACUGCUCGUCGGUAGACAGCAUAGGAGCCUAUGAGGAAUACGGCAGUGAUUUCGCCGUACUCGUCUGGAUAUUCUGCUCCUUCUUUGCCCAGACGGACUGCGUAUGGCCUCUGACUGAGCAGAGACGGUACAGCGGAGGUCAAGGCCUCGACGCCUCAGGAUCUUGCCGCCAAAAUGAAAGAGGCCGCACCACAACAUUUGCCCCAAGAAGUGGCACAUCACCCCGAGCCCUCGACUCAACGUCAUCCGCCUUAAGAAAUCAAACCCUCGCCCAAGCUAACGCAACGGCAUCAGUAGUUUCCUCUCCAAAAGCACGUGCACUUACCGACUCGAAGAUCAUCUGGAUAAACUUACGACGACCCAACAAAAGCGUAUUGGCAAAAUCCAGAGCCGUGCGACAAAUCCUUGGCAGUGACGAAAACUGGCAUUCGACCUCGACCGCUACGCCACCGGGUAAAGAUAAUUCUACAACAACCACUGAGACGGUCCCCGACUGUGCACCAGUGAAGCCCACAAUCUGCGCCAACUGGGCGAACGACAAUGGUCCGGUCCGCCAAAAUGCAUUCGCCUGGAACGCUGCGGAGCAAAGGUGCACGCGGGUGUCCUCCGACGCGUACUGCUUGCGAGGAACGUCAGCCGGGUUCUUCCGCGACGUGAACGAGUGCUCUCUAGCGUGCGGAGACGGUCACGACCGUUCCUGGCGUCCAGGAUCUCCGGAACUGUCCGUGCUCUGUCCGGACGUCGACACGGACGCGGCGGAAUUGCGGCGGUGUAGGGCUGACGACCUGCUUUACCCGUCGUACUUUGAUGGGACUGGCUGCAAGGAGGAGCACCAGAGAGGGCAGUGCCGGUACCACGGCCGGCACGCUAGCUUCGAGACCACCGAGCAGUGCAAGGAAGCCUGUCUGGGCAAGGACAGGACCGACCGCGCCAGUCACUGCAACGCGACCCAGCCUACGUUCGAGUGCCGCGAUGACCUGAAGAAGGUGACGGCCAGAUUCGAUGCCGACGUCGGACGCUGCCACCGUGUUCGGAUAUGCCUCGAUGGCGGCUACGACACGAUCGCAGAGUGCAGCCGCCAUUGCGGCGCCAAAGCCUACGUUACGCGAUAGUGACGCACUGAACAAUGCGUUAACCGUGUUUUCUGCCCGGACAAACUAAGCGCACGCACGAUUCACAUAUAGGUACUACAUUUAGGUGGAUAAUCAAUCACUACCAUUAGCCUUUGUUUCCUGAAAACGUGACAGGAAACCGAAAUUUACUUCAAAGGCAAUGUACUCAUAACUUAGUUUCGCUUGGCUGUACAGUAAAUGACAAAACAUUCUCUGAGCGAACACUUCCGAAAAAGCUUCUUUUUUUGUGUAUAUCUCAGAACUAUUCGAGGUCGAACAAUCCGUAAAAAUACAAGCAGGGUAUCAUAACUAGAGUACUCUUUUGCAAACGAUUGCUUCAUUCCAGGAGAUAAUUCAUGUAUUCUCGGUUGCCACGGAUUUCCCCUUAAACUGUUCUGAAAUAUUGAGAG
Molecule: messenger RNA, 1748 nt
Organism: Dermacentor albipictus
Lineage: Eukaryota; Metazoa; Arthropoda; Arachnida; Ixodida; Ixodidae
Source: RefSeq, a predicted model, not a curated record